This is a messenger RNA of Serpula lacrymans var. lacrymans S7.9, 847 nucleotides long. RefSeq lists its product as uncharacterized. The record is from RefSeq and is a predicted model, not a curated record. The transcript is spliced from 4 exons. Gene Ontology annotation, cellular component: nucleolus. The coding region runs from base 196 to 801 and encodes 201 amino acids. NCBI's taxonomy places the organism in Eukaryota, Fungi, Basidiomycota, Agaricomycetes, Boletales, Serpulaceae. Gene Ontology annotation, molecular function: rRNA (adenine) methyltransferase activity.
GUUACGUCCAGCAAGGAUAACUCGCCAUCAUCCAGCAAUCCUCACUCGAGCCGGACGCUCAUACGGAAAUUUCAUGUCUUGCUGAAGAAACAAGAGCAACUCAAGCGUACUACGUCAAGUACAUCCGAUCACAAGGAGUUGGCAGAUGUGCAGCAAGAGAUCGAUAGUUUGGGAGGGCUGGCUGCGUAUCAAAGAAUGUCUAGCAUAGGUCAAGGUAAAGACCGAGGUGGUGGAAGUGAAAAGGUGCUCAUUGGGUGGUUGAAAGAAAGACGAGUAUCUCCAAAAGAAGGGCAUAAUAAACUCAGACUUCUCGAAGUGGGAGCGCUCAAACCUGACAAUUAUGAUUCAUGUGCGUCCUGGAUCGCGGUAACGCCUAUAGAUCUACGAAGUCGACAUCCAUCUAUCCUAGAGCAAGAUUUUCUUCUUAUGGACGAAGCAGACCAUCGUGAAAAAUGGAACGUUAUCAGUUUAAGCCUUGUCGUUAACUAUGUUCCCGAACCAAAAGAUCGAGGACGCAUGUUGAGCUUGGCACACACCAUGCUCGCUUCGGAUGGUCUUUUAUAUCUUGCUCUUCCGCUCCCUUGUGUCGAAAACUCACGAUAUCUUACGCCUGAUGCCCUUCAAACACUUAUGACAGCCAUUGGUUUCGUGCAAGUCAAGGAAAGAUGGAAGAAAGGCGGAAAGAUGGCGUAUUGGCUCUAUACGAAGGGUGUGAGAGACGAGGUCGCCGUGGACCAGUUCCGAAAGAAAGAGGUUUGCAGACAGGGCAAUAGAAACAACUUUGCUAUAAUCUUACAGUAAACUUAUUGCUGAAGUUAACUAUAGGAUGCUAUUGAUAUCGAUAUCG